This is a messenger RNA of Diospyros lotus (date-plum), 618 nucleotides long. Its product is annotated as translocator protein homolog. Bases 63 to 533 code for a protein of 156 amino acids. Lineage: Eukaryota; Viridiplantae; Streptophyta; Magnoliopsida; Ericales; Ebenaceae. Gene Ontology annotation, cellular component: membrane. The record is from RefSeq and is a predicted model, not a curated record. The transcript has a single exon.
UCUCCCAACUCCUCUCAUGUUUCCAAUCCUUCUACGCAACAAUAGAAUUCCAAUUGGCGUUGAUGGCCAAGCGAGCAAUCCGGUCGCUGGUGCUUGCGCUGGUGGUGCCGAUGUCCCUGACGGCCGCCGUGAUUUUGCUCUUCGGCUCUGGCCGGAAGUACCGAGCCCGAGCCCUGACCAAGCCGUCGUGGCUGCCACCACUGCUCUUGGUGCACGUGGCGGCGCUGGGGUCGUCGUUAGCCAUGGGUCUCGCGGCCUGGCUGGUGUGGGCGGAGCGCGGCUUCCUCGGCCACCCCGACGCGCUGCCACUUUACAUUGCUCAGCUCUCGCUCAGCCUGAUAUGGGAUCCGCUUGUGCUCAGGAUUGGCGCAGCCCAUUUGGGCUUGGUGUUUUGUCUGCUUCAUUUUGGGACCUUGGUGGCCUGCCACCGGAAGUUCCUGGCGGUGCACCCCGUCGCCGGAGAUCUCGUUAUGCCCUGUUUGGCUUGGGUGGCAUUCCUCACGUUUACAAACUUCAAGCUUAUUUUCACCUGAAAUUGCUAUUUCGUGUUUGUUCGGUGGCAUGCAUAAGCAUGACUAUUUAUUAGCCAAUAAUUUGUUUAGAAUAAAAAUAUUAAUU